AUGACGACUACCUCCCAAAACUCACCAUGGGCCUUGAAAAAAAAAGUCCUUGUUCAUGCACCUGAAUUUGAUGUGUCCUGUCCUGUUCGACUUCGUGUUGCCCAUGAUCGCACCGCCAAACAAGGAUCCAUCUCCCUUUCCAUUAUAGCAGACCUCGCUGACUUCAGCAACAGAUCACAGGUGCAUCUGAAUCUCCGUCCAGAAAUAAUCAAUAAUUGCGUGGCCACAAAAAGCAACGAUAAGCUCAUUCCAUCCAGUUUGAUUUCUUUGCUCCCCGUAACUGUACUCAAUACAUCGGAAGCCUUUACACUGAUUCUGCACCUUGAUGAGCCCGGAGUCGUUCUUUGUCCGUCUAAGACAGACUAUAUACGUCCAGCCAAUCCAGAAGACACAAACCUCCUCUCAUUCUCGAAGAUCUGUCAAUCAACAGUUUUGCAUCUUCAUCUUUGUAGACGACAAUUCGUGGAUAAUCAGCUUGAUCUUCUCUACAACUUCUCUUAUGCCCUAAAAGCUCGCAAUCUUCGACAGUCAAAAGCUUUUUAUGACACAAGCCAUGAUCUGUUUGAGAGGCAUUGUCGUGUCUUUGAUCUCUCGUUCGACCUACCCCCAUGCUACGUCGAACCUACCCCUAGUUAUACCUCUACAAAACGGCGCAGAGAGCCAUCGUCGCCUGAUAAUGCAACAAAAAAACGGGCGCUUCUUCCAUCCUUUCAACAGCUAGAUCAAAAACUUGACUCGCCUACUGAAGUCAACACCCCGAGUACCCCUUCCCUAUCACCGCGGUCAAUUUGCCCUUCGCAUUUUACACAUCGUCUCUCUCCUAGCAGCAAUAAACAUGAUGUAGUUAUGCGUCUCAAACGUGAGCUUCAUGGUAUUUCUGAUGAACUGGUUCGGAAACUGUUGGUUGAAUCAGGACGCCAGCAUUUACUUGCCAUUCCAGAAGAUAUCAAUAGUGACCUGCCAACCAAAUCUGAGAAGAUUAGUGUUGCUGAAGUCGAUAAGAUGAUUGAGUGCCGGUUAAAUCAAUUUAUCGAGGAGCGCCUAACUUGCUGCGUCAAUGAAUUUUUGAACGAGCAUUUGGAUGGCAUCGCAGAAGAUUACCGUGAUAAGCUCUACGCUGAUAACAAGAUGCAUGAAGACGAAUUUUAUGAACGGGUCGACGAUAUCAAUUCAGAGGUCCGCAACACAGCAAACGAAUGUAUGCAGGAAAUGGAAGAACUGGCGCAACGGUGUAUGGAUAAGAUCGAAGAUCAGGGAACUAAGUAUACUGUAUCUAAGAAAAAAGAAGUCGACAAACUCAAGCUAUUGCCUAAGGGUCUGGUGCACCCUUUCAUUGAUGGUAAGGCAUGUCUUAUCUUUGAUCCAGGUACUCAUGCCAGGCGCAGUUCCAUCUAG
Penicillium taxi is the source of this 1395-nucleotide messenger RNA. RefSeq lists its product as uncharacterized. The record is from RefSeq and is a predicted model, not a curated record. The coding region runs from base 1 to 1395 and encodes 464 amino acids. Lineage: Eukaryota; Fungi; Ascomycota; Eurotiomycetes; Eurotiales; Aspergillaceae. The transcript has 2 exons.